Messenger RNA from Miniopterus natalensis, 835 nucleotides. It is a transcript of the gene COMMD8, whose product is annotated as COMM domain containing 8. NCBI's taxonomy places the organism in Eukaryota, Metazoa, Chordata, Mammalia, Chiroptera, Miniopteridae. The record is from RefSeq and is a predicted model, not a curated record.
UGUCACGUGACCCGGGCCCCGGCUUCUCCCGGGAUGGAGCCGGAAGAGGGGGCGCCUCUUUGGCGGCUGCAGAAGCUUCCCGCGGAGCGGGGCCCGCAGCUUCUUCACAAAAUAAUUGAUGGCAUUUGCGGCCGAACUUAUCCUCUCCACCAGGAUUAUCAGAAUGUUUGGGAUUCCACAGAAUGGAUGCAUGUUCUAGAAGAUAUUACCAAGUUUUUCAAAGCUAUUGUUGGUAAAAAUUUAUCUGAUGAAGAGAUAUCUCAGCAGUUGAAUCAGUUGAAUUCAUCUCAUCAAGAAGCUAUCAUGAAAUGCUUGAAAAGUAGAAAAGAUGAAAUUAAGCAGGCUCUGUUAAAUGAAGUAGUUGAUAUUUCCUCUGCACAGCUUCAGGAUUUUGAUUGGCAGUUAAAGCUUGCACUUUCCAGUGACAAGAUUGCUACAUUACAAACGCCACUCUUAAACCUCCAUCUAGACGUAAAAGAAAAUGGUGAAGUCAAACCAUAUUCUAUCGAAAUGAGCAAAGAAGAGCUGCAGAAUCUAAUAAAUUCCUUGGAAGCAGCUAAUAAGGUCAUCCGGCAGUUCAAAUAACUGGAAAUAAUGAAGACCAACAUUAUCAGAUUCCACUGCUGCAACUGAUAUGACAGAGCGAAUACUGUGUGUUCAGAAAACCUGCAAUAUACUAUUAUGUCGAGCUCAGAAAGCAGCCGUGUUGAGAUGGCAAAGAUUAAAAAUUUAUCAACUUCCCUAAAGAACAGGAAAUUACAUGGUUGACAGGAAAUGCAUUAAAAAAUUAAAGAUAAAAAUUAAAGAUAAAUAUAGAAGCAGUUUAUAUUUUCAU